Austrofundulus limnaeus is the source of this 2367-nucleotide messenger RNA. RefSeq names its product B-cell lymphoma 6 protein. The record is from RefSeq and is a predicted model, not a curated record. Gene Ontology annotation, molecular function: protein binding; RNA polymerase II cis-regulatory region sequence-specific DNA binding; DNA-binding transcription factor activity, RNA polymerase II-specific. Lineage: Eukaryota; Metazoa; Chordata; Actinopteri; Cyprinodontiformes; Rivulidae. Bases 231 to 2069 code for a protein of 612 amino acids. The transcript is spliced from 8 exons. Gene Ontology annotation, biological process: regulation of transcription by RNA polymerase II.
GGCAGGACAAUAGUUAUCUUUCACCUUUUAAAUUUAUUUUGUUGCAUUUAAUCAUUAAUUUAAAGUUUUCCUUUGAUAUAGGAAACAAUUUUUAGGUUAAAUAAAAAAAAUUGGGUGGGGGGGUGUAACCCCCAUGGCGGGCCACAGGGGGAGUCACUCGCCUUGAGUUUGUCACGUGAUUUAGAAAGUUUCUGUAACUUGAGAAGCAUUGAUGUUCUAAAAAAAAAAAGAUGUUGCUCAUUUUCAUGUCAGUAACCAGUUCAGUGAAUUUAAUUCUCAUUAUAUUUUUCUCACUGCACACAGAUUGCGACAACAUGGCCACGACUGCAGAUGGCUGCGUUCAGUUCACACGGCACGCAGGCGACGUCCUGCUCAACUUCAACCGGCUCCGCAGCCGAAACCUCCUGACGGACGUCACCAUUCAGGUGGACGGACAGCUUUUCCGCGCUCACAAGGCCAUCCUGGUGGCCUGCAGUGGCUACUUCUAUUCUAUGUUCAUGCGACCUGAGAACAGCAACCUUAAUACCAUUAACUUGGACCCCCAAGUGGACCCUCAAGGUUUCUCCCUCCUGCUGGACUUCAUGUACACGUCCUGCCUGAACCUUAACGACAGUCUGGUUUUGACUACCCUGAACGCGGCUGUCUUCCUCCAGAUGGAGCAUGUAGCGGACACCUGCCACAGGUUCAUCAARGCCAGGCAGCAGUCUCUGGACAUGCAGAUGGAGGAACUGCAGAAUAACUCCUCGUAUAUGACUGAAGAACAAGAUCCAGACUUCAGGAACUUGUCCAGAUCGUCCACCCUGCAGGAGUGUGGCGGUUACAUCCCCAGCGUCUUCAGGGGCAUCAACACCAGCGGGUCCUAUCACGUCUACGGAGACCUUCGUGUUGCUGCCGGGUCUCUGGAGGGUCCCAAGAAGCUGGCUUUCCCCUGCUCCUUCGUCCGACCCGCAGCAGCUCACGGCAGCCUUCGAGACCCCGCCGCUCCCGCAGAGGGAGAGAACAUUCCCCACCCUCAGACUGGCUGUCUCCGAUUGUCCCCGAGCUGCAGCAAAGGUGUCAUUUGCAGUCCCCAAAGCCCCCUCCGGUCUGACUGCCAGCCCAACUCCCCCACCGAGUCCAGCAGCAGCAUCAACGCCAGCCUGGGCCUCAAACAGCCCUCAGACUGCCCCAGAUAUGCCAAGGCCCGCAACUGGAAGAAGUACAAAUUCAUCGUCAUGAACCAGAGCUCGGAGGAGAAGGAGGCUCAGAGAGAAGAGGCAGACUCCCCAUCACCGAGCCCCUCCAGGAGUGAGGCAGCAGCGGGGCGCGGCGAGUCCCAGGGGGAGGAAGACGCCGGCAGCCACAGGGAGGACAUGCCUUCACCUCGGAGUGAACUCAGCUGCAGCAACAGCUGCGACAGUCUCCAUCAGAUGGACACCAAUCACCUGUCUCCUGGCUCCUACAGUUCAGACGAGGCCAUGAAGACGCGCUCAGAUUAUUCCCCCUCCAGCUGUGAAAGUUAUUUCUGCAACGGAUGUGACUCAAAAUUUGCAGAGGAAGAGUCGCUGAAAGACCACAUGGUCCAGGUCCACAGCGACAAACCGUACAAGUGUGACUGCUGCCAGGCCGCCUUCCGCUACAAGGGCAACCUGGCGAGCCACAAGACGGUUCACACCGGCGCCAAGCCGUACCACUGCAACAUCUGCGGCGCUCAGUUCAACCGACCGGCCAACCUGAAGACCCACGCCCGGAUCCACUCUGGAGAAAAGCCCUACAAGUGUGAGACCUGUGGCUCUCGCUUCGUCCAGGUGGCCCACCUCCGCGCCCACGUGCUGAUCCACACCGGAGAGAAACCGUACCCCUGCGAGAUCUGCGGCACGCACUUCCGCCACCUUCAGACGCUCAAGAGCCACAUGCGCAUUCACACAGGAGAGAAGCCUUAUCAUUGUGAAAACUGUGACCUCCACUUCCGACACAAGAGUCAGCUCAGGCUUCAUCUCCGGCAGAAGCACGGUGCGGUCACCAACACCAAAACUCAGUAUCGCAGGUCUCCUGGGAACACGAGCGCAGGACUGAUGGAGUCCUGCUGAGCCCGCUGCAGACUCCUCCCUCAGCUUUGACUUUCUCAAAACACGGACAAAAUCUCACACCGAACACAUGUUGGCCUUGUAGUGGACGCACAUGACCGAACUUCAGAGACUUUUAGGCUUUUCUUUCAAACGGCAGAUAACAGAAUGUACAUUUUGAUUGUGAAAACAAGAUGCUAGAAUGUUCCUCUCCUUCAUGUUGAGAUAAAUUGUUACACUUCAGCUUCAGUUAUUGCCCAGUUAUGUGCUCUUCUGCUUUUUCUGUAAAUAAGAUAAUAUAUAUUUUUCAGAUUGAUACAAA